AAAGGGAAAAAUAAAAAGAAUGUCCAAUUUAAUAGAGUAGAGAAAGGUGAGUGGUCGACAGGAUUUCCACUUACAAGACGAGGAUGAUGCCAGGAGAUCUAUCUACCCAAGGGACAUUGCCAUAAAUAAUUGAGGUAGUAUUCUUGUAGCUAGCUCUACAGGAUAAAAAAAAAUUAAGCAUGCCCCAGGUGAAACUACCCAAAACUAAACAAAGAGUUAAAAAAUCCCAGGGCCUUCCAAAGAGAGGAGAGCUAGUUGAGAACUCUCUGCCAGUGAAACUAAAGAUGGUGGCAAGGAAUGAGUAUAAGAAAGGGCUAUGGACAGAGGAGGAGGACAAGAUUCUGCUUGAACACAUAAGGCUGCAUGGAAGAGGGCACUGGAAUCGCAUCCCUAAGCUGACUGGUUUGAGGAGGUGUGGGAAGAGCUGCAGGUUAAGGUGGUUGAACUAUCUGAGCCCCAAUGUGAAACAUGGAGAUUUCUCUGAAGAAGAAGAAGACCUCAUUAUAAGACUCCAUAAGCUCCUCGGAAAUAGGUGGUCUCUGAUCGCCGGGCGGGUGCCGGGACGAACAGAUAAUCAAGUAAAGAACCACUGGAACACUCACCUCCGCAAGAAACUUGGCAUCAAAAAGCAAGUGAGCUCCUCGAAAACAGAGUCAUUCCAGACAGAAGACACCCACAAAAUUGAACAUAUGCAAAACACUGCUGAAAUCGUGGAGAAUCAAGAUUCUACUGAGGCAUCUAACUGGGAACCGGAAAUGAUGAACAACAACUGCUAUAAAGAAUCGCUGUUGUUUCCUACUGAGUUCUACUUAAAUCUUUACAGCCCAUGUUUUAUGGAAUUUCUAGAUGAAAACCCUCUUGAUCAAUUUUUUCAAAACAACUAGAACUAGUUUCUUUCCAGGAACAAACUGGUUAUUGUCAUUAAUUAAUUUAAUCUGAUGGGUAUUUGCAUUUUA
Molecule: messenger RNA, 956 nt
Organism: Mangifera indica (mango)
Lineage: Eukaryota; Viridiplantae; Streptophyta; Magnoliopsida; Sapindales; Anacardiaceae
Product: transcription factor WER-like
Exons: 3
Coding region: 180-884 (234 amino acids)
Source: RefSeq, a predicted model, not a curated record